Molecule: messenger RNA, 1608 nt
Organism: Alternaria hordeiaustralica
Lineage: Eukaryota; Fungi; Ascomycota; Dothideomycetes; Pleosporales; Pleosporaceae
Exons: 1
Coding region: 1-1608 (535 amino acids)
Source: RefSeq, a predicted model, not a curated record
AUGAGGCAACUGACAUCAUUCCCAACCAUCGACGUCCUAGUAAUAGGCGGAGGAAAUGCGGGCUUCUCCGCCGCAACAGCGGCCGCAGAAGCAGGAGCACGCCGGGUCGUCCUCAUCGAAAAAGCACCAGAAGAUUGGGCCGGAGGUAACAGCUACUUCACAGCAGGCGCCUUCCGCACCGUGCACAGCGGUACCAGCGACCUCCUACCCAUCGUCAACAACGUCGAUGCCGAAACAGCAAAACUCACAGACAUGGAACCAUACACCAAAGAUGAUUUCCAGGAAGAUAUGGAUCGAGUAUGCCUAGGCCGUUCAGAUCCAGCCCUUAGCAAAGCGCUCAUCUCAGAAUCCAACGAGGCCGUAAAAUGGCUCGCAAACAACGGUAUCCGAUACCAACUCUCCUUCAACCGCCAAGCUUACAAAGUAAACGGCCGCUACAAGUUCUGGGGCGGCAUGGCCCUCAAGACGCAAGACGGCGGAAAGGGUCUCAUGCUAGACCACCAAGCCUGCGCCCGCAGACACGGAAUCGAAGUUUACUACUCCACGCCUGCCAAACGCAUCGUAACCUCUCUCUCCGGUGCCAUCACCGGCGUUGUCGUAGACUACAAGGGUAUAUCCACCCAUAUACCCACCAAAGCCGUCAUCCUUGCCGCGGGAGGCUUCGAAGCAAACCCACGCAUGCGCGCCCAAUACCUCGGUCCAUCCUGGGAUCUCGCGCGCGUCCGCGGUACGCCCUUCAACACAGGCGAAGUCCUCGAGUGCGCCAUCCGCGACGUGGAUGCGAAGCAAGCAGGGAACUGGUCUGGGUGCCAUUCUACCUGCUGGGAUGCUAACGCGCCUGCGAACAGCGGCGACCGGCUUAUCUCGAAUGAAUUCACCAAGUCGGGAUAUCCGCUUGGCAUUAUGGUCAACACAGAGGGAAAAAGGUUUGUAGACGAGGGCAUCGAUAUGCGGAAUUACACGUAUGCGAAGUUUGGACGUGCGAUACAUGGGCAGCCUGAUGGGGUGGCGUGGCAGGUUUGGGAUCAGAGGGUUGUGGGGUGGUUGAGGGAGGAGGAGUACAGGGAUGAGAGGGUAGAGAAGGUUUGGGGGAAGACGGUUGAGGAGUUGGCGGGGAAGUUGGCGGGGGAGGGGGGGUUGACUGAGCCGGAGAGGUUUGUGGAGACGGUGAAGGAGUAUAACGAGGCGGUUUAUGCGGCGAUGGCUGAGAAUCCGAAGAGGAAGUGGGACCCGGCGGUAAAGGAUGGGCUUACUACGCAGUCGUCCAAGAAGAAGCUGGAACUGGCGAAGUCGAACUGGGCGCUGCCGCUCGAUAAAGGCCCGUUCAUGGCUGUUAAAGUAUGUUGCGGUGUUACCUUCACGUUCGGAGGUUUGGCUGUCAAUCCGGAGACUACAGCUGUUAUAUCGAACUCUGGAAGAGAGGUUACGGGGCUGUUUUGUGUUGGAGAGAUGCUGGGUGGUCUGUUCUAUGGGAACUAUCCUGGAGGUAGUGGCUUGACUUCUGGGGCGGUAUUUGGGAGGAGAGCUGGGACGGCAGCGGCGAGAUUAGCUGCUAUCGGGGAUACUGCGAUGUCUUCAAAGCGGCCUGCGAUUCUAUCACUUUUAUAA